This is a messenger RNA of Musa acuminata AAA Group (dessert banana), 672 nucleotides long. RefSeq lists its product as uncharacterized. The record is from RefSeq and is a predicted model, not a curated record. The coding region runs from base 1 to 672 and encodes 223 amino acids. NCBI's taxonomy places the organism in Eukaryota, Viridiplantae, Streptophyta, Magnoliopsida, Zingiberales, Musaceae. The transcript has a single exon.
AUGGCACUAUAUGGGACUUCUGACGUUUUGAUGUGCAGGGCGUUUCCUACGACUCUGAGGGGGCCAGCUCGUGCAUGGUAUAGCGGCCUGAAGACCGGGACGAUCAACUCCUUUGAUCAGCUCGUCAGAGACUUCAAGCUUAACUUCCUGGCUUAUUCCCGACCGAAGCCGUCCGUUGCAUUACUCCUCAGACUCAACCAAAGGGAGGACGAGCCCCUCUCCCAUUUUGUGAAUUGCUUUACAACACAAAUUCGAGGGCUGUUGGACGCUCAUCCCUCUCUGUUAAUGCAGGCGUUUAUGAUAGGCCUGCGACCUUCCAGAUUCUUCUGGUCUCUCGUGGAGCGACCCCCCACCGCAGUACCCGAGAUGCUUCAACGGGCGAACCAGUUCAUUGCUGUCGAGGCCUGGAUGGCCGGGAAACGGGACGAGCAUAAACGGAGCAGGUCGGAGCCGACUCGGGGACAGUCGUUUACCACGCCGAGGCACCGGUUGGACCGUCAUGACCCGUCGGCGUCAAGACCCCCGCUUCCCGCCUUCGGCGCGUCCCAGAUAGAGAUAUUUCUCCAGAUAAGGGAGAAGGGGGCUGCUCAAAAACCCCAACCCGAUGAGAAGCCCGCGGGAAAUUGCAGACCGAUUAAAGUACUGCCACUUCCACCGACAGAAUGGGCAUGA